This is a messenger RNA of Microthlaspi erraticum, 384 nucleotides long. The record is from the annotation of a GenBank genome assembly. Lineage: Eukaryota; Viridiplantae; Streptophyta; Magnoliopsida; Brassicales; Brassicaceae.
AUGAGAGCAGAAGGUUCCGUCUUCUCGACUCCUCUCUUCUUCCCGUCCGGCGCACGAGUCCACAUCCCGUUUAUCUCAUCUCCCCAUUUGUUCUUUGGUCGAGAAGAAAUUCAGCCCUUCCGAACUGUCACCCUCUCUCCUGACGAACACAGGUUCUUCUCCUCACCGGUCGACGGUUACCGUGUUGCUCGGCCACCAUCCUCCGUCAAUUUCGACGAUUUACUAUUAGGGCAGAUUGCGGAGACUAUCACGGCUCGCCUCCUACAUCUAUGGGGCCACGGCGAUUCACUCGAAAACGGGUUCGUCAUGCUUCUGCUUGAUCAGAAGAGAAGAAGAGAAAAGGAGAGGAAGCAAAAGAAAGUGGCGUCUUCUUCUCUCCAAUAA